AUGUGCUGCAAAUCUCCUGAAUCGCCGCAGCGCUACCAGUCGGAGUCCAAGGCCAAUCACAAAAGAAAUCUGAGUGGUGGCACGUCUGAUGCCUCGCCUAUGAGAAGAUCCAAACGACAGAAAUCAAACAUCAACCUCAAGGAACUGUCUUCCCCAGAGCCAUCAGAUACAGAAACCAAGGACACUGCUCCUGCGGUGAAAGAAGAGGCUGUGGGUGAAAGUGCCCCAGCUGCUGUUCCCAAGGGAAAACCAAAGAAGGCCCCGGUGAAGAAAGAAGCCAGCGAGGGCACCGAUAGUGUCAAGCCUGUCAAGAAGGCGAGGAAGUCCAAAAAAGAUCAAGAAACCGAAGCUAUGCCGCUGGCAGCUCGGACUCAAGGUCUGCGUAUGUUCGUUGGAGCACACGUCAGUGCUGCGAAAGGCGUCUUCAAUUCCAUUCAUAACAGCCACAACAUUGGCGGUAACGCUUUUGCCUUGUUCUUAAAGUCGCAAAGAAAAUGGGACAAUCCAGCGCUACAAGAUGACCACCGUGAUCAGUUCCGUCAGCUAUGCGCAGAAAAGGGUUACGAUGCAUCCAAACACGUUCUCCCCCAUGGUUCCUAUCUCGUGAACCUAGCCCAAAGCGACAGUGCCAAAUCCAAACAAGCAUAUACUUCAUUCCUAGAUGAUCUCCGCCGCUGCGAAGCCCUUGGAAUUACACUCUACAACUUCCACCCGGGAAGCACCAACCAAACCCCUCUCCCAGAGGCACUCGCCCGCCUAGCAAGCACCCUCACUCAAGCCAUCCAGGAAACAUCAACAGUGAUCCCAGUUCUGGAAACAAUGUGCGGCCACGGCAACACCAUCGGCGGAGCCCUCUCGGAAUUCCGAGAUCUCCUCGCUCUCAUCCCGAAAGAACAUCAUUCCCGUAUUGGUAUCUGCGUUGAUACCUGCCACAGCUUCGCAGCCGGCUACGACCUCACCUCUCCAGAAGGCUUCAAAGCUUUCCUCGCAGAGUUCGACGAGUUAAUCGGCAUCCAGUUCCUCAAAGCCCUGCACCUAAACGACUCCAAAGCUCCACGCGGCAGCAAACGAGACCUACACGCCAAUAUCGGCACCGGCUUCCUCGGCCUGCGCGCAUUCCACAAUGUGAUGAACGAGCCCCGGUUCGAGGGUCUACCCAUGGUUCUCGAAACACCUAUCGAUCGUGUCCCAGGGAAGGCUACAGCCGAUGAAGACGCCGUUGAGGGCACUGAAGGAGAAGAUGAGAAGCCGAAAAAGGGUGCAAAGAAAGGACCAAAGCGGCCUGCGGCGGCUGGCGCAGCUACUGUUCAGGAUCCAGGUGUCUGGGCACGCGAGAUCAAGCUGCUCGAGUCUCUUAUCGGGAUGGAUCCUGAAAGUGAAGAGUUCAAGGCUCUUGAGGCUAAGCUCGAAGAGGAGGGUCGUGCGGAACGCGCUAAGCAUCAGGAUCAGUACGAGCGAAAGCUUGAGGCGGAUGAGAAGAAAAAGGCCAAGGGACCUCCUAAGCCGAAGGGGCAGAAAAACCUUAUGGAUAUGAUGAAGGAGGGUGCGAAAAAGGAGUAG
This is a messenger RNA of Penicillium nucicola, 1560 nucleotides long. RefSeq names its product DNA-(apurinic or apyrimidinic site) lyase APN1. Lineage: Eukaryota; Fungi; Ascomycota; Eurotiomycetes; Eurotiales; Aspergillaceae. The coding region runs from base 1 to 1560 and encodes 519 amino acids. The transcript has 5 exons. Gene Ontology annotation, molecular function: phosphoric diester hydrolase activity; DNA binding; DNA-(apurinic or apyrimidinic site) endonuclease activity. Gene Ontology annotation, cellular component: nucleus; mitochondrion. The record is from RefSeq and is a predicted model, not a curated record. Gene Ontology annotation, biological process: base-excision repair.